CCGGGUUUACACACUGAUUUACUUAGUUCUCGCAAGAUGAAGUUCGCUAUACAUCUAAAGGAUAACAGGAAGGUAAAGAACAAGAAACGAUGGAGUCAAAUCAUGUAUAUGUCUUAUGUGCUUGAUUACCUUGUCAAACACAACCUGGAUUCCUCUGGAAGUAACGAAGUCGACGACUAUAACGCUUUUAUACUGACCACCGACGCCGACGUUGAUUUCACGCCUACCUCUGUCGAUGCCCUUUUGGAUCUGAUGAUAUGUGACAACACGGUUGGCGCUGUAUGCGCACGCACUCAUCCCGUAGGAUUCGGCCCUUUAGUCUGGUACCAGAAGUUCGAAUACGCCAUUGGACAUUGGUUUCAGAAGGCAGCUGAACAUGUUUUGGGAACAGUAUUGUGUGCGCCAGGAUGUUUCAGUGUGUACAGAGUCAGAUCAAUCAGGGAUAUUGUGACCACGUACGCUUCAGAGGUGGAGAAAGCCUUCGAAUUCCUUACCAAAGAUAUGGGAGAAGACAGGUGGUUCUGUACUCUCCUUGUCCAGAGUGGGUGGAGGAUCGAGUAUUGUGCUACGGCAGAGAAUUGGACGCACUGCCCUGAGGAAUUUGAGGAAUUUUACAAACAGAGGAGAAGGUGGAUCGCUUCAACCAUUGCUAAUCUGAUGCUUCUAGUUCAGGAGUGGAAGAAAAUAAGCAUGUUUAACUACCGAGUGUCGCUACCAUUCCUCAUCUAUCAGGCCCUGCUUCUGUUGUCCACGCUGAUCAGCCCAAGUGUCAUCAUCUUGAUUGUAUCAGGAGGGUUGUACUACGCUUGGAACCUUGACGGGAUGUCUACUAUCGUAUUACAGUGUUUGCUAUGUGUUGGCUAUGCAAUGCUCUGUCUCUACUUCUCCGACAACACGCAAUUACAGAUAGCAAAGUUGCUGACGUUUUUGUACGCAUGCGUCAUGAUGGCAGUGGCUGUGGGAACGGCGCAACAGGUGGUGAAGGAUUUAGAAAACCACUUCCAUGGCGGAAAGAUGGAUGCGUCUGACAUCAGCGCUGACAUACAGAUAUCCAUGACCAGUCUGUACUUGGGCAGUUUGAUACUAUUCUUUAUGAUCGCGGGACUUCUCCACCCGCGAGAUUUCAUGUGCCUCCUCCACGGCUUCUGGUACCUUAUGUGUCUCCCAUCUGGUUACCUCAUCCUCAAUAUCUACAGUGUGUGUAAUAUCACAGAUAGAACCUGGGGUACACGUGAGGAAAAAGAAAUUCAUUCCUUUGGUGAUGUCAGGUCAUGGUAUGACACAUUUGGAGAGAAAAUGAAAACGAUUUUUUUUUGUUGCAAAAAAGAGGAACCAUCUCCUAAUAACGAUGCUAAUUCGACAUCAAAUUCACAUCGACAUCGGGACACGUCAUUGUCUGAAACCAGCGACAACUCCAACUUCAGGGAAUUGGUCAUUGCUGAAUCCAAGGAAGAAAAGAGAACAACAAAGAACGUUGUUAGCUCAAGUGAUCGGGAGGCGAAGGAACAGGAACCCCAUCUUCUACCAGAACCCAUUCCCAUGACAGUGGACCAGUGGCUCGACAAUGACUUCAAAGAUGAGUAUGGACCCUUGUUUAAAAAACAUGGAUUCGACAAUACACUGUACAUCAGCGGGAUGAAUGAGAAGGAUUUGAAAAACAUCGGCAUCAGAAAGAAAGCACACAUGACUUUUUUGCUUGAGAUAAUACGGAACCUCCCAGACUUCCGUAUUGAGGUCAAAGUUCCGAACAACGUGCAAGACUGGCUGCAUGAUAUUGGUCUUGAACAGUACUUCGACAGAUUUGAAAACAACAAAAUAAUCACUGCAAAAGACUUGGAGGUUUUGAAAUCUUUCUCUCGAAGAGAAAUCGAAACAGAAUUAAAGAUAACAAAAGCAGGUCACAUCGCGCGACUUUUGAUGGCAAUUAAACAUCUUCGAAAUCCAACGACAGAGGAGCUCAAAAGAAUCGAAGUGAAGCGAGACAUGAAUUCAAUAGCAUUCUUUGAGAUUUCUAUCAUAAACCCUGAGGAGAAUGCCUUCUGGGCAACACUUCGAGAAACAUGCCUACAACCCGGCUCAGCUGCUUUUGGGCACACAGAAGAACUCAUGGAUAAACUUGGAGAGCUGAGGAACAAUUUCCUAAUGACCCUUGCUGUCUCCAAUAUGUUAUGGUUGAUUCUCCUCGCAACAUUGGCUACGAAACUUGAGUUGAAGAUGUACGGAACUGAUCCAAUAGGAUUGCUGUUUCUCAGUAUCUUCGAAUCCCUUUUUGUUAUCCAAUUUAUCGGCAUGGUAGUACAUCGCGCUAUCACAUUGGGCCACUUUUGUGCACGCGCACCUUACAAGUUUGGACAGUCGUACUAUCGGUUGAGUGCAUGGAAACUUCGGGACAUUAAGGUAGAUCUGUCAAUGAAUGAUAUCAAAGCCGCCCAUAAAAGAGCUAUAAGCUUUGCCAAGGAGAAAAAUGUGAAAAUCAAGACAAUUUUCAGUUCACCUUUGAAUUUUUUUAAAAGAAAAAGACAAACGACAAAAUCGCAAGAAGAUAUGCUAAGCCUUCUUGAAAAUAGCUAAACGUUUCUAUUUAAAUGUUAAACAUCUCCAAAUACAUACGUAUGUCCCGUUACUAUGUACUGUCAGAAUUUAAUAACCACUUAUGUUUAUGCAUGGUUUCCACUUUGAUUGAUUGAAUUCGAUUGAGAUAAACGUCCGCUAGUUUUUGGUAUUUUCAGAUACAGCUAUAUUACUAGACCUAUAAUUCGUUCUUUUUGCUUUAUAUUCAAACGGAUAAUGCUACAGUACAGUACUACGUGUAUAUAGCAUGCAUACAGUAUGAUUUAACGGGUACGUAACUAACAGUGUAUUACUGGUAUAUAGCAUAUAAACAGUGUAUUACUGGUAUAUAGAUACAAACAGUAUAUUACUGGUAUAUAGCAUAC
This is a messenger RNA of Mizuhopecten yessoensis (Yesso scallop), 2936 nucleotides long. RefSeq lists its product as uncharacterized. Gene Ontology annotation, cellular component: cell septum; cell periphery. Gene Ontology annotation, molecular function: chitin synthase activity; protein binding. Lineage: Eukaryota; Metazoa; Mollusca; Bivalvia; Pectinida; Pectinidae. Bases 37 to 2571 code for a protein of 844 amino acids. The transcript is spliced from 17 exons. The record is from RefSeq and is a predicted model, not a curated record.